AUGUCGUCUCGACACAGAUUGGAUCUCGAUGGAAGUGGCAGAGGCGACAGACGCAGAUCGCCGAAUCGACGAAGAUCGCGCUCGCGUUCACCCACUCGCCGCACAUCGCCCGAUUCAGCGAAACAGACAGCAGCCAUCGGCAACAUGAAAGUCCAAAUCAAUCCCUAUAACAAUAUGCCGUAUAGUAAUCGAUAUUGGGCGAUUUGGGAGAAGCGCAGUCAGUUGCCAGUGUGGGAGUAUAAGGAGAAAUUCAUGGAGCUUCUACGCAACAACCAAUGCAUCACAUUAGUCGGCGAAACCGGAUCCGGAAAAACGACGCAAAUUCCGCAAUGGGCGGUCGAGUGGGUGAAAAUGCAGGGGCAUGGAGCUGGACCAGGUCGCCUAGUAGCUUGCACACAGCCGAGACGAGUCGCCGCAAUGAGUGUGGCGACAAGAGUCGCCGAAGAGAUGGACGUGGUUCUUGGGCAAGAAGUCGGUUAUAGUAUUCGUUUCGAAGAUUGUGUUAGCGAGCGGACCAUUUUGAAAUACUGCACCGAUGGUAUGCUGCUGAGAGAAGCGAUGAACAGCCCGCUUCUCGAUAAGUACAAGGUUUUGAUUCUCGAUGAGGCUCACGAGAGAACCCUAGCCACUGAUAUUCUCAUGGGACUAAUAAAGGAAAUUGUUCGUAAUCGCGCUGAUAUUAAAGUGGUCAUCAUGUCAGCUACACUGGACGCUGGAAAAUUCCAGAAAUACUUUGAGGAUUGCCCGUUGCUUAGUGUGCCGGGAAGAACGUUUCCCGUCGAGAUUUUUUUCACGCCGGAAGCCGAGAAGGAUUAUCUGGAAGCGGCGAUUCGCACCGUCAUUCAGAUUCAUGUCUGCGAGGAGACCGAAGGCGACAUUUUGCUAUUUCUCACCGGUCAAGAGGAAAUCGAGGAGGCGUGUAAGCGGAUAGACAGAGAGAUUCAGAAUCUCGGCAACGACGUCGGUAUUCUCAAUUGCAUUCCGCUGUAUUCGACAUUGCCGCCGAACGCGCAACAGCGUAUCUUCGAAGCACCGCCUCCGAACCGGCCGAAUGGAGCGAUCAGUAGAAAAUGUGUGGUUUCAACAAAUAUCGCUGAGACCUCGCUAACCAUUGAUGGCGUCGUGUUCGUCAUUGAUCCGGGAUUCUCGAAGCAGAAGGUCUACAAUCCGCGAAUUCGCGUCGAAUCGCUGCUGGUGUGCCCGAUCUCGAAAGCAUCGGCGAUGCAGCGCGCCGGACGCGCCGGACGAACGAAGCCGGGAAAAUGCUUCCGCCUCUACACGGAAGCCGCGUACAAAUCGGAAAUGCAGGAUCAGACGUAUCCCGAGAUUCUCAGAUCCAACCUUGGCUCUGUUGUGCUCCAGCUUAAAAAACUCGGCACUGAAGACUUGGUGCAUUUCGAUUUUAUGGACCCUCCGGCACCGGAAACCCUCAUGCGAGCAUUAGAGCUUCUUAAUUACCUUCAAGCAAUUAACGAUGAUGGAGAGCUUACGGAAUUAGGAUCACUAAUGGCCGAAUUCCCAUUAGAUCCGCAAUUAGCGAAAAUGCUCAUUACGUCGACUGAAUUGAAUUGUUCUAAUGAGAUUUUGUCGAUUACUGCGAUGCUUUCAGUUCCACAAUGUUUUGUUCGGCCGAAUGAGAUGAAGAAGGAGGCCGAUGAGUCGAAAGCGCGAUUCGCGCACAUUGACGGCGAUCAUCUGACGCUUCUGAACGUCUAUCACGCAUUCAAACAGAAUCAGGAGGAUCCGCAAUGGUGCUAUCAGAACUUCAUCAACUAUCGGACAAUGAAAACCGCGGAUACGGUCCGAGUUCAAUUGGCGAGAGUUAUGGAUAAGUAUAAUUUGCGGCGGGUGUCGACCGACUUCAAAUCGCGAGAUUAUUAUUUGAACAUCCGGAAGGCUCUUGUCGCCGGCUUCUUCAUGCAGGUCGCACAUUUGGAGCGAAGCGGGCACUACGUGACCGUCAAGGACAACCAGCUUGUCAAUCUUCAUCCGUCGACGGUACUCGACCACAAGCCGGAAUGGGCUCUUUAUAACGAGUUCGUGCUCACCACAAAGAAUUUUAUUCGGACUGUUACCGAUGUGAGACCGGAAUGGCUUUUAACGAUUGCGCCUCAAUAUUAUGAUUUGGCGAAUUUCCCAGAUGGUGAUACUAAGCGGAAGCUCGCCAUGGUGUACAACACUCUUCAGAAGACGUCGUCAAUAGGUGUUUGUUUUUAUAUAAUUCGCGUCAAAAACGAAUUAUCCAUUGGGCUUCAAAUUUCGGACGAAAAGUGCAACGCAUUAUUGAAGUCAAUCGAGACGAGCUACAAUGAGAAGCUUGCUUUCACUCAGGCGAAGAGUAUUCAAUAUAGAAGCGCGGAUGCUUGGAAACCAAUAGCAACGAAUAAAUCUGUGGAGACAAAUCUGCACGCUGUAAAGUCGGGCGGUGGACUUGGAAACAUUUUGUUUGAAUUAACAUCGCUUAUCGGGAUUUCGUCGCAACUUAAAAGGAAGCCAGUUAUAAACGCUUUAGAAUUUAACACUAUCGAAAGAAUUUCAACAAAAGUUCUUCCAGUUUUUCCGGCGUUGGUCUCACAACUUCGAAUUGAAUUAUUGCAGAAGCACGCAAUAAAAUCGAUCGAGUUAAAUUACAAAUGUUGUGUUUACCACAAUAUCACGCAAUAUCUCAAUGAAUCGGCAAAUCAUAUCAAAUUGCUUGGAAAUUAUUUUCAGAGUUACAAGUACUUUCAUCAUUUGCGAAACGAAAUACGCCAAUGGCUCACACCGGAUUCAAGCGCGUUUCUUCGAGCCGAAAUGAUGAUUCCAAUCGAUCACCGAGGGCACUUCAUUGUUUGCACUCAUGUUAGAAGAGGAGAUUUUGCCGAAGAAGGACAUACAACUCAUACGCCAUCGGACCCAAAAUUCACAAGAGAAGCUACCGAAUUUCUUGUUAGAAAAUUCGGUGUUCAUCAAACAGUGGUAACCGUAAUAGUGCUAGGCAAUGACCCUGUGUGGGCGCAUUCGGUUUUUCAUGAUAAAGCAUGGCCUUCGAGUGUUCUUCAGACACCGAAAUACUCAUUCGAUCAUUCUAUCAAUACAUUAAGCUACGGAGUGAUUAUAACACCGUCGACUGCUCCUGAAAUUGAUCUUGCCUUCAGUAAAACAUUCUGUAGUGCAGUUCUUAUUACAGCACCGUCUUCAACAUUUGGAUGGUGGCUCGGCUAUAUGUCACAACGUCAGACAAACGUCUUCUAUAGAGACAUUUAUGAGUCGAGAGACCAAGUUAUUCAAGAAUUAUCACCAUCAGAUUUUUAUCCACCUGAAUGGAACAUGUUAAGAACUAUGCCUAAUGGAAAAAUUGAAAUUGCAAAAAAUGUAUAA
Molecule: messenger RNA, 3360 nt
Organism: Caenorhabditis bovis
Lineage: Eukaryota; Metazoa; Nematoda; Chromadorea; Rhabditida; Rhabditidae
Source: the annotation of a GenBank genome assembly